GUGAACUUGCACCGCUGCUCUGUGUGUGUGUGUGUGUGUUUGACAUCGAGAGACAUUGUGGACCAGCAGCAGAGACAAUUUGGGACUGAAGACUGAGCGGCUUUAUUAUCUCUUAAUCCACAGACUCAGGCUCCAGCAGCCUCCCUUCCUCAACCAGUCAGGCCAGUGAAGUGCUACCUCCAACCCAGCAGAGAUGGCUCCCUCGCUGGCCACGGCUUUCUCCCGCCGCUGGUGGAUGGCGGUGACGGCGGUCAUUGAGAACCUGCUUUUCUCGGCUGUGCUGCUUGGCUGGGGGUCCCUGCUCAUCAUGCUCAAGUCAGAGGGCUUCUACUCCUACAUGUGUGAAGGACCUGUAAACAACUCCAACCUCAAUGCCACCAACACGACCUCUGCGCCGGCUGAGGAGUACUUGGAAAUGAAAGGCUGGCCCAUCUGCAAAGACCAGGACGAGAUGCUGAACCUGGCCUUCACCGUAGGCUCCUUCCUGCUGUCCGCCAUCACCCUGCCCAUGGGCAUCGUCAUGGACAAAUAUGGGCCGCGGAAGCUGAGACUUCUUGGCAGCGCCUGCUUCGCCUGCUCCUGCCUCCUCAUCGCCUACGGAGCCAGCGAUCCCAACAGUCUGUCCAUCCUGAUCUUCUUUGCGUUGGCGCUGAAUGGGUUCGGAGGCAUGUGCAUGACCUUCACCUCUCUGACGCUGCCCAGCAUGUUCGGAGACCUGAGGUCGACCUUCAUUGCCUUGAUGAUUGGAUCCUACGCCUCCUCUGCUGUCACUUUCCCCGGCAUCAAGGUGAUUUAUGAUCUGGGUGCCACCUUCAUCAGCAUCCUGCUGGUCUGGGCCGGCUGUGCCUGCCUCGUCUUCCUCAACUGCUUCCUCAAUUGGCCUCUAGAGCCCUUCCCUGGCCCAGAGGACAUGGACUUCACGGUGAAGAUCAAGUUCAGCUGGCUGGGCUUUGACCACAAGAUCACAGGGAAGCAGUUUUAUCGGCAGGUGACCACCGUGGGACGCCGUCUCAGCGUCGGCAACUCCAUAAAGCAGCAUAACCAGCAGCCCAAAGAUCUUGCUUCGCAGGAGGCCAACAAGCUGUGCCUGUCCACUGUCGACCUGGAGGUGAAGUGCAAGGGCAAGGACGAGACUCAGUCCUUCAUGAAAAGUGUCAUCAGUCCCAUUUUCAUGCUGAGCCUUAUCACCAUGUGUGUGACCCAGCUGCGCCUCAUUUUCUACAUGGGGGCCAUGAACACCAUCCUGGAAUCUCUGACAGAGGGAGACCUCAGCACAGUGAGCGUCUACACAUCCAUCUUCGGCGUGCUCCAGCUUUUGUGUCUGAUCACCUCUCCUGUGAUCGGCUAUGUCAUGGACUGGAAACUCAAAGACUGCGAGGAUGACAAGGACAAGAGCGGCAAAAGGGAGCCCGGUCAGCCCCGUCGCCCUGACAAAACCAUUCAGAAGAUCAAAAAUGCCACCAGAGCCUUCAUCUUCACCAACCUCCUCUUGGUUUGCUUUGGAGUCACCUGCCUAAUCCCCAAUCUGCCCCUUCAGAUUCUUUCCUUCAUUCUGCACACUAUUGUCAGAGGCUUCAUUCACUCUGCAGUCGGAGGCCUCUAUGCUGCUGUGUACCCGUCUUCUCAAUUUGGCAGCUUGACAGGCAUGCAGUCUCUGAUCAGCGCUCUGUUCGCCCUGAUCCAGCAGCCUCUCUUUAUGGCCAUGGUGGGACCCUUGGAAGGAGACCCUCUAUGGGUGAACGUGGGCCUGUUGGUUGUGAGCAUGCUGGGAUUCUGCCUGCCCUUGUACCUGCUGAACCACAGCCGCUACCUCCAGCGCAUCAGAGACGAGCAGGACGAGGAUCCCAAGAUUUACGUUAAGAUCAACAACGACAGCAAGCCUGAGGCCUUCGUCUAAACCGCAAGGAAGACUUAAAAAACCAGGGAGGACAGGCCACGCUAAAAAAAGAGAGAAGAAAAAGAAGAGAGGGGAGGGGAUCAAUUCAUUCACCCCUGUCUUCCCUUGUUGCUACCGGAGCCUCUCUCAGUUCAUCAGCACCCACACAUCCCUUACAUUCCCUGCACACACACACACACGUUUUCACACAUUAUACAAUACUGCCAAUCAUAUUUGGUGAAACCUCCCUGUUGUUACACACCGUGAGAAACCUGGCACACACACACACACACACACACACAUCUUUUCAAGCCCUCAUGGAGGCUGAACUGAGGAGAGAAUAGACUAACAGGAGAAAGAAGCAGAGCCAGACUCUUUAUAUGUCUCCCAAAUGACUCCUCUUCACAUCUUUUCUUCACUCUUGCCAAUUUUGAUUUAUGUGCCGUUACGUCUUUCACUAUCGGUCAGCUGGUUCAGCCUCUGUCGGUCUGUCCUCCCACUAUAAAAAAAAGAAGAUGCCAGCCAAUGGGAAGCCACAGUGAGGACAGUAUUGUACUUUUAAACCACCUCACGAAGAAACUGUUGCGUCAUGAACAUGCCAGUAACCAUGACGACCUUUGCUUUCCGACCGGUCCAGGUUCAUCUGUGGUUCUCUGAUGCAUGAUCGUCAUCUACUUGUCACCUUUCUAUCUUAGACAGCGCGGUUUUUAACAGAGAUGCCUGUUGUCUGUUUAUUUGUUAGGAUUUUAAAAAUAUUCUAAAUGUGGCACCCUCGGCCGUGGCAUCUGGAGGGCAUAAAGAAAAAAAAAAAAAAGAAAAAAAAAAAAAAAGGUUCCACAGACAGCAGCAGUAUUGGUAGCAGCUCAGCAGAUCGAAACACACAGUUUGAGUGAUAUGAUGCCUUUUUAAGUUAGUCAAGAAAACAUUGCAGUGAGAAACAGGUUUUUAUUGUUAGAUGAACUACACUGCAUGCCAGACACACUGCUGGUUUUACAUGAUAUUACUGUUUCACUAGCGCAGGAAGACACACUCAACUUGCCAUGUCAGUCUUUCGUGUGUUUGUAUCACCAGACUGUAUCACAUUUUGAAUAUUUUGUUGUUUUUCUCCAGUGUAUUUACUUGCAAUAUGAUCGCAGGCGUGUUGUCAAAUCUUUGUUCACUAUGUACGACGGUGUGACGACGCGGAGGAGGAAACGUGUUUAGAGUAGGUAGACGGGACAAAGAAGACGUAGUGUGCUUUUAAAGGUUGGAGUUGGCGUGGAGGUUAUUCUACCCCGCUCCACACACAUGAAUUUGAAGUCUUGAUUCAUCGUAGCAAUAAGUGCUUCUGUGAGGUGCUGGGCAACACGUAGACACACAAUCACGUACGCAGGCAAAUGUAUACAUUUUAUGGACUGUAUUUAAAAAAAAAAAGAAAAAAAGGUGCUAAUUAAAUUACAGAAAUGUGUUUUGCAUUUUGCUUAAAUGAGGAGUUGAGGUGACUUUACCACAAAGGCAACAAUUUGCCAUCAAAUUUUAAGCGCUAAACGCACAUGGUAUUUUUUUAAAUACAGGAUUCCAAAGAACCAGUCGAGUUUAUUAUUGUUUAUCACUACUUUGGUCUUGGUUUCUGAUACGUUUUGUGGUAAAUCUGCACCGUAACUCAAAGUGCAACUACAGCAGCAGCUCUGGGAAACUUGAACUCACCUCUUAUACACAAAGGGAGACUUAACACGGUUGAAGGAUAGCAGGUUGAUAAAGAUGCAUCCAGCUUCUCAUAAAAAAUGAAGCGUGAGACUUAUGAUGCUCAACGCAGCCAAUAAAGAGAGAGAGAGAGAGAGAGAAAAGCCCAGAACAGAAGAGCAGGGCGUGUGGAGGAGGCGAUAAAGAGAUAAUAAUCACCUGUUGGAUUCAGUCUGUUGUCUUCAAAUUGCCAUACCGUGAAGCUCCUCAGAUAUUUUCUACCUGGCAGUAACUCACAGAGGCACUUCCAAAGACAGCCAUGACCCUCAGAGUGCCUCUCUAUGUGUACAGAUGAUGGGAGGAGAUGAUCCAGGCAGGAUGUGGCACACCCAGGGCCCUCUCUCCCUCCCUCCCUCCCUCCAUCUAUCCAUCCAUCCAUCUAUCUAUCGCUUUCAUCUACUCAUUCAUCCGCGAAUAUGUCUUGAAAUGAUUGUCAGGCUACAGAGCUGAGAGACAAGCGUCUGCUGCCAUCAGAUGCUCCCAGUGAAUGACUUAGUGAGAAGUGAAUGGCACAUGAUGCACUUUAGACCUCUAAAAUGGACCUCAGUCGUGUAUUUUUUUUGAAUGGCCUGCCCCCACUGUAUUGUACACAUAGUGCAUAGCCGCUUACCAGUGGUGCAUGAUGCAGAGAAUGUAUACUCCGAGCUUCAGAUGUAGAUUUGUAAUGGCAGAACAUGAGUAUGGGAAAGAUAUGUUAUUUUUUUAUAUUCACAGAAUAGAAACUGACGCUUUAUAUGUUCAUUAUGUCGCCUUUUAUGUGCACGGACAGUGUGGCAGAAGCUCGUCUCUCAGCUCUCGGCGUGGACGUCAUCAGAUCUGUAUUCUGUAUUCAUCCUUAGUAAACUGCAUGAGUUCGUUAUCUAUAAAGGAGCAAAGAGAAAUGUAUGGAGUGACACGAGUGCCAUAAUUAUUUAAACAUGUUAUAUAAGAGUGACAUAUGUAGCUUUAGUGAAGUGGAAAAACAAAGUGUUCACAUGUGUUUAAAUGAGUUUGCAUAAGCAAAUUACAUUCACAAACAAGGUGAACAUUGUUAUUGUACACUUGGUGGACAGAUGUGUAGAAAAAUGAAAUCAUGCUGAAGACAGUAAUGAAUUCUUGCACAAUAUCACCAGUAUGUUUUUGCUUUUUUGAAUGUCAAUAUCCCGACCUAGGUCAAUGAACAAAAAGCAGCACCUUUUCAAUAACUUAAGUGUGGAUCAUGUGCAGGAAUUCAUUACAUUCUUUUGCAUUUCUUUAUUUUUGGUCAUUUCUUUAUGCGAUAAUUAAUGUUGUCAUGAGAACAUGUCUCCAUCCAUUAUCCAGUGUGAGGUGACAGAAGUCAAUGCAAGGUAGUCCAGAGCCUCAUCUCUAUAGAGACAAGAUGAAAGACAAGUCAGAUUUUUAAAAUGUUUCAAUAAUUUGUUCUCUGUAGAUGCGGACUUACAGACUUACAAGACUAAUUGACUAAAAGUGAGAAAAAAGUCUUUCUAUAAACACCAAUUUUGUACCUCAGACAUAUGAUAUUGUACAUUUUGCUCUGAAACAUGUGGAGUGUACUUUUUUCUUUUUUUUUUCAUGACACAAAAUUGUCUUAAAACACAUUCAAGUAAUUACGGCAUUCAUUUGACUCCAUAGAAAUGUAUCUAAUAGCAUGCUGUUGUGACCUGUAACUAAUGUCCACGUGGCUUGACAUGCUGUUAAGAUGAGAGAUAAAGGGCAGGUACAGAUAUAUAUACUCUGAUGCAGUACUUUCCUCCAGCACUAUGAAUGUUGGUGAUGAUAGACAUUGAUUUUUCAUUAGCCUGCAAACCCAUCCUGAGAUGAGUGAUGAGUUAGCAGUCAAAAAAACCCAUCAUUCCCACAAAAUAGGGAAACUAAUCAGCACUUUCCUUCACUGCCGUACCUUAAACGACUCACCCUGUCCUUGACGCCAUCACCUUCCUGAUCUGAUGAUAAUGAUUCAGCCCAGCCUCCCUAGGAUAAAGAUCCUGUCGUAGUUUGCUUUAUUGAUUGAUGUAUUGAUGGAUUGUUUAACCUCUGAAGAUGAAUCCUAGUGUCAGCUUUUGCUCACGGGUGUUUUUAUGGCUGUUUGUGGUGAUGGUAAAUGGGGGAUUUCAGCUGGAACACCAACGCCUUGUUUCCCUCCCUUAAGGAUGACCCUUUUGUGCAUUUUUCUACCUACCAUAGUUUUCUUGUCUUUUAUUUAGCUUUUUUUUUCUCCCUCUGAUGUUUACGAGAAUGUUGUAUUUUACAUGUUCUUAUAUUGUAUAUUUGGUUUUUUCUUGUCUUGUACCACAGUAUAGCCAUUGUCAUUGACAUUUUAAGUCAUGUUUCAACUGAAAGACAAAAAUACAGAUCAAUAUAUGAAGCAAAAU
Molecule: messenger RNA, 5952 nt
Organism: Scomber scombrus (Atlantic mackerel)
Lineage: Eukaryota; Metazoa; Chordata; Actinopteri; Scombriformes; Scombridae
Product: large neutral amino acids transporter small subunit 4-like
Exons: 14
Coding region: 194-1897 (567 amino acids)
Biological process (GO): neutral amino acid transport; transmembrane transport
Molecular function (GO): neutral L-amino acid transmembrane transporter activity; L-amino acid transmembrane transporter activity
Source: RefSeq, a predicted model, not a curated record